This is a messenger RNA of Brenthis ino (lesser marbled fritillary), 885 nucleotides long. The record is from the annotation of a GenBank genome assembly. Lineage: Eukaryota; Metazoa; Arthropoda; Insecta; Lepidoptera; Nymphalidae.
AUGUCCGAAAUAAAAAUAGUGGCAGCGAGUAUAGUCAACUUUCUCAAGCAGCAACUGGACACAGAUACCCUGAGCGUCGACUCUCGGGAGAGCGUGGAAGUUGGCGUGCAAUGCAUUGAAACUGCUUUCGAAUUAACCCCAGAUGAGCUCUCAAAAGGCGUGGAUUUACUUCAACUUGUCAGACAACAGAGGGGCGGUUUCUCGGCGACGGACCGCGCUGAAGCAGAAAAGUUGAAGAAUGAAGGAAAUGAACUUAUGAAAGCUGAACGUCAUCGCGAGGCUCUUGAGAAGUAUACUCGUGCUAUUGAAAUAGAUGCGCAUAACUCAGUAUUCUUCUGUAAUCGAGCCGCUGCGCACUUCAAGCUCGGGGAACACGAAACGGCUGUCGCCGAUUGCAUGGCGGCGCUAGCCUUGCAACCUAACUAUGGUAAAGCCCACGGACGCCUUGGACUCGCACUCACAGCAUUGGACCGCCACGCCGAGGCUCGCACAGCGUUCGCUCGCGCAGCUCAACUCGAACCCGAUAACGAAUCUUAUAAACAAAAUUUAAGACUUGCAGAAGAACGCUGUGCACAGCGUGGGGACCGUAGGCAGUUAGAUCUCGGCGGUCUUCUUCAAAAUCCCGCUUUACUGAAUAUGGCUACAGAGAUGCUUUCUGAUCCUAACAUGCAAAAUCUAAUUUCUGGAUUGAUGAAUACUACGGCACCUAACCCAGCAGCAAAUGGUGCUGGUGGUAUGAAUAUGCUACUCGAGGCUGGCCAAGCACUCGCACAACACAUGCAAAGUGCUAAUCCAGACCUUGUAGAGCAAUUGAGAAGACAGAUGCGUCCCCCUGGCCCUGGUGGCCCUGGUGGCCCCGGUGGCAACCCACCUCCACCAUCGCAG